Xenia sp. Carnegie-2017 is the source of this 1288-nucleotide messenger RNA. Its product is annotated as nucleoporin SEH1-like. The record is from RefSeq and is a predicted model, not a curated record. Gene Ontology annotation, molecular function: protein binding; structural molecule activity. Gene Ontology annotation, cellular component: nuclear pore outer ring; Seh1-associated complex. Gene Ontology annotation, biological process: cellular response to amino acid starvation; positive regulation of TORC1 signaling. Bases 80 to 1093 code for a protein of 337 amino acids. The transcript has 12 exons. NCBI's taxonomy places the organism in Eukaryota, Metazoa, Cnidaria, Anthozoa, Malacalcyonacea, Xeniidae.
UUGCAAGUGGGUGCAAAUAGCAAUAUAUUUCCAAACAAAUUAUUUGUUAAAUCUCUUGUAUUUGAUUGAAAGUUGCGUUAUGUUUGCUUCGAAGGAGAUUACCUCGGAUCACAAGGACUUAAUUCAUGAUGUUGCGUUUGAUUUUCACGGUCGAAGAAUGGCCACUUGCUCAAGCGAUCAGACGGUGAAAGUGUGGGAUAUCAGUCAGGACAAUGAGUGGAAAUGCACUGCCAGUUGGAAGACACAUUAUGGUUCUGUGUGGCGUGUGACAUGGGCACAUCCAGAGUUUGGACAAGUGCUAGCCACCUGUUCUUUUGAUAACACAGCAGCUGUUUGGGAGGAACAAAUUGCAACAGAAACGCGAAGAGGGACUGGGACACAGAGAGGGCAAAGCUUCUGGGAAAAAAAGGCUGGAUUGGUGGACAGUAGAACAUCCGUGACGGACGUAAAAUUUGCACCAAAACAUAUGAACCUCCAGCUAGCCACGUGUUCGAAAGAUGGUACAAUACGAAUCUACGAAGCAGUUGAUGUUACAAAUCUUAGUCAUUGGACGAGGAUGCACGAAAUCAAAAGUAAAAAAAACUGUUGUUGUUUAUCAUGGAACCCGUCAAGAAAUCACGCAGCCAUGAUCGCGGUUGGCAGUGACGAUGCCAGUCCUUCGGAAGGAGGCAAAGUACAAAUAUUCGAAUACAACGAUGGAUUAAGAAAAUGGCAGAAAGUCGAAACGUUGAACGCAAUCACAGAACCAGUGCACGACGUCGAGUUCGCGCCAAAUUUGGGCAGGUCUUAUCAUUUGCUUGCCAUCGCGUGUAACGAUGUUAAGAUUGCGUCUCUAGAACCGAAUAAACAAGCGGGAAAAGAUUCUAACUACCCGAAAUUUACUGUCAACAUGGCAGCGCAGUUUAAAGAACAUGGCAAAGUGUGGAGAGUGCGCUGGAAUGUAACUGGGACAAUAUUGGCUUCUUCCGGAGAUGACGGUUGUGUUCGCCUUUGGAAAGCAAACUAUCUGGAUAACUGGAAAUGUAUUGGUGUAUUGAAAGGCAAUGGCAGCCCUGCCGAAGUGCUGGGAUCAAGUGUACCCACUGGCUACUGAGAUUUCAGUUGUAUCUUAAGGAUAUAAAUUAAAAGCAAGUUACAGGCUUUGCUUAAAAGCACUCUCGGAAAUAUUUUCCAAUGUUACUGUAUCUAGUACAGAUAUGAUUCUUCCGGUUGGAAAAUAACAAAUCAUUACCAAUGUGAAUAUUCUAAUGAUUUUGAAAUUUUAAAAAUGUUCUAUUUUUCAAACAUA